CGGCCGGGGGGGCCCGCCCCGCUCCUCCGCCGGCGGCGGGCGCGGGGCCGCGGGGCCGCGGGCGCUAUUUAAGCGGGCGGGCGCGUAGCGGCGCGCUGCCGCCGGGGCUGGCCGCCCGAGCAUGCACGCCUUCGGGCCGCCCGCCCAGCCGCCGGCCCACGCCCGGGAGCUGCUGGACGCGGCGGCGUGCCCCGGCAUCUACCCGCCGGGCCGGCCCCGGCCGCCGCCCGCCGCCAACCCCUACCUGUGGCUCGGCGGCCCCGCCGCGCCCUGCCUGCCCGCAGCCCCCUGCCCGCCGGGCUCCGCGGGCGCGGAGCGGCGCUGGCCGGCGCUGCCCCCGCCGCAGGAGUGCCCGCGCCCGGCCCGGCCGCCCUACUCGUACUCGGCGCUGAUCGCCAUGGCCAUCCACAGCGCGCCGGGCCGGCGCCGCACGCUCAGCCAGAUCUACCAGUACGUGGCCGAGAACUUCCCCUUCUACAGGCGCAGCAAGGCGGGCUGGCAGAACUCCAUCCGCCACAACCUCUCCCUCAACGACUGCUUCAAGAAGGUCCCGCGGGGCGAGGACGACCCGGGCAAAGGCAGCUACUGGACGCUGGACCCCAACUGCGAGAAGAUGUUCGAUAACGGCAACUUCAGGCGGCGGAGGAAGCGACGGGCCGAGGCCGGCGCGGCCGAGGGCGCCGGGGGGAGCGGCGGGGGCCCGCGGCCGCCCUGCCCCGCCGCUGCCGCCCCCCUCUACGGUCGCGCCGGGGCCCAGGCGUGAGCGCGGCCCCGGCCCCGCCGCGCUGCACCGGCCUCACCGGAGCGGAGCCCCUUCGCAGCGCCGACGUGUACGUGCUGGUACAGCGCCUGGCGGGACCGAGGGGGGGGCGCGGGGGGCCGGGCGAGGCCGUCGGGGCCGCCCGCGGGUGCUGCACUCCCUCCCCCCUCCGCCGCCGCUUCCCACCGAAACCUCGGAAAGGCCCUCACCGCCAGCCGGGCCGGUGGGCGGCCUGGUCCCCCGCCCCGCGACGGCCCGGCAGAGCGCCCCGCAGCACCCAGCGGGCCCGGGCCGGGUGCGGGGCUCCUGCCCCCCGCGGCCCUGCCGGCUGGGUCGGGGCUGGCGGGGGCCGGGUCCGCAGCCCGCACCCCCCAGAGGUGCCAGGAGCCCGGGAUGCAGGGAGGGACAGAGGGAUGUCCCCUCACCCCCCAGGACCCGCUCCCAGGGGGUACCGCGCUGGCAUGCGGGGCACCCAGCCCCGCCAUCCUCUGCAGCGUCUCUAAAUAAACCCCCUUCUUUUUGUCCAAACACACAAGAUCAUCUUUGUGUCAGCCUGCAAAGCUGAUGAUAAUUUGUACGAAGAAUUUCAGAUUUAAUCGAGCGUCCAAAAUUAAGCCGGAUCCCCGCUGAGGAGCUCUUUAAUUGCUCACCGCCUUGGCGAUCGCCGGUGGGGAGCGGGUGGCCCGUGGAGCGGGUGUCCCGCUGCAGCCUGGGGUGCUCAAUCCAGGCACCUGCCGGCUUGCCGGGGCACCUGCUGCUUCUCCCUUGGUAAGAACUUUGCCGGCUGAACCACGGCAGCCGCACACGUGUGUGGGUUCUACCUGUUUUGUGAAGCUUUGGAAAAGCGCAGCGUGGCACCAGUGGGCUGCAGCCAUGGCAGAUAUGUUCGGGCAUUUUAUUAAUUUUUUUAAAUGAGAGGGGUUUGGGCCACCCCUGCUUGCUUAGUAAUGCCUGGUGCCCAUUCCCUGCUUUUUGCUUUCCAGUCGUUUUCUGAAGGUCCGUGAGUUUGAAGAAAAUGGAAUUGUUAACUAUAUAAUCUGUUGCCUCUCCUUUUGGGCUGUCUCCAGCCAGCUCUUCCUCACUUAUGACAAAAAUACAGCUUUCUUAAAUAAAAACCUGAAAGUGGUGUUUACAAGAAAACAACUCCGAACAGAGUUUUGUGCAUUAUAAUGGAACUAUAAAGCAAGGUUGAAAAAAAACCCACAUAAAACAAAUUAAGAAUGUAAAAUGUGUCAGGGGUGCAAGUCCCCAAUGGAGGGGAAGAAUCAGCUGCACAAGCAAAGUUUUCCUUGCCCAAAAUGUAAUAAAUAGUAUUAUAAAGUAUCUGUUCUACAAAUAUCCCAUUUCAGUAGACCUGGAGUGAAGGAAAAAGCCAAGUGAACUUGUCAGCCAAUAACCUGUGUAGGUUUAUUUAGACAAAUGUCUUUUUUUUAUUAAUCUCCUAUUUCAGAAAAAGCUUCAUACAAGAAAAAAUCAUUUUUUAUACGAGAAAAAUCACUGUUCUGAAGUGGCUUUUAAAAAUAUUUCAGACAGAAUCUCUUUGUAUUGUUAUUUUCCAGGGCUAUCGAGCAAGAAGACUUUUAAAUUGCAACCCAUUUCCUUCUUAAAGUGCAUAGAAACCUGUUCAAGGUUUCAAGCUCUUGUUUCAGCAGGGCAACUGUUAGCUACAACAUUAAAGGGUGCAGGGGAAGUUAUUUUUGCAAUGAGUUGUGUUUUAAGCUGCUUUUUUUCCAGGUGGCUGAAGGUUGGGGUGAGCAGGGCAGGUAGAGAGUGAAGAGGGCGGAUAGCCUUGUAUCGUUAGCAAAAAAAAAAAAGGGGGCUUGAUUAAUUUGUUGGUGAAAAUAACCACAUGUUUCAGUUGGCAUUCAAAUUUUUAAAAGCUGCCUUUGGACUGUUAAAUUCAUUUGCCCAGGACUGGGCACACACUCUUAAAUAGGAAGGAUGGAGAAACUCGCCCUGGUGGAUCUGGAGGACACUUCCCAAGACACGGUGAAGACCUUGACCUCAGGGCUGGGAAAGAAAUUAUUUCACUCAACCCACAUUUUCUUUUGCUUCAGGAUACAAAGUUCUGGAUCCAACCAUAUGGGCUGCGCUCUGUAUUUUCACCUUGAGACUGUUUGCCCUGGGGCAGUAUGCCAUUGUAGGACCCUGAAAAUGCAAAAAGGAGAAACUACCCAUGGCUGCAGGUGCUUCAGGCUUUCCCAGCAUGGUCUUAGCAGCUCAGCUGGGUCCUGAAUUGGGGAAGGCCAUGGAUAGCUCAGCGAAAGGACCACACUGCAUUGCCAGAACUUUUCUUCAGGGACCAUUUCAGGUGGUGAUUCAAUGUGUACUUGGAGGACAUGAUUUGUAUUUCCUUGUGCUUCUGUUGUAAUUCUAUUUUUGUGUAUCGGAAAGGAGCAUUUUUUAAAAUAAAUUGGUCUAAUUGGA
Messenger RNA from Falco peregrinus (peregrine falcon), 3187 nucleotides. RefSeq names its product forkhead box I2 (gene FOXI2). The record is from RefSeq and is a predicted model, not a curated record. Bases 122 to 763 code for a protein of 213 amino acids. Gene Ontology annotation, molecular function: DNA-binding transcription factor activity, RNA polymerase II-specific; RNA polymerase II cis-regulatory region sequence-specific DNA binding. Lineage: Eukaryota; Metazoa; Chordata; Aves; Falconiformes; Falconidae. Gene Ontology annotation, biological process: cell differentiation; anatomical structure morphogenesis; regulation of transcription by RNA polymerase II. The transcript has 2 exons.